This is a messenger RNA of Brassica rapa (field mustard), 10456 nucleotides long. RefSeq lists its product as uncharacterized. The record is from RefSeq and is a predicted model, not a curated record. NCBI's taxonomy places the organism in Eukaryota, Viridiplantae, Streptophyta, Magnoliopsida, Brassicales, Brassicaceae.
GGAGAUGAUUGAUGUUUGCAUCGAUAACUGCAUGAUCUACUGGAAGGAAGAUGACAAGUUAGAAGAGUGUCGAUUCUGCAAAAAACCACGAUUCAAACCGCAAGGCCGUGGGAGGAAUAGGGUACCGUACCAAAGGAUGUGGUACCUACCAAUUACAGACAGAUUGAAAAGAUUAUAUCAAUUUGAGAGGACUGCUGCGUCGAUGAGGUGGCAUGCCGAACAUGUCUAGAGAGAUGGUGAGGUUGCACAUCCAUCAGACGCAAGAGCGUGGAAACAUUUCAAACAAGGUACACGGAGAUUUUGCUACAAAUAUUCGGAAUGUGUAUCUUGGGUUAUGCACCGAUGGAUUUAGUCCAUUUGGAAUGUCUAGUAGACAAUAUUCUUUGUGGCCAGUCAUUCUUACGCCGUAUAAUUUACCGCCGGAUAUGUGCAUGGAACAAGAAUUUCUAUUUUUGACCAUAUUAAUCCCAGGGCCGAAGCAUCCAAAACGGUCUCUUGAUGUUUUUCUUCAACCGUUGAUAGAAGAGCUAAAGCAAUUGUGGUCAGAAGGGGUGAGGACGUACGAUUGUUCCUUGAAAACCAAUUUUACGAUGCGAGCAGUUCUGAUGUGGACGAUAAGUGAUUUCCCUGCUUAUGGGAUGUUGUCUGGCUGGACAACACAUGGAAGAUUAUCUUGUCCGUAUUGUCUUGGAUCCACGGAUGCUUUUCAACUGAAGAAUGGUAGGAAGAGUUGUUGGUUUGAUUGUCAUCGUCGGUUUCUUCCACUUGCCCAUCCGUACAGAAGAAACAAGACAUUGUUUCGACACAAAAAAAUUAUCAGAGACAGUCCUCCUCCAUAUCUCACCGGCCAGCAGAUCGAAGCGGACAUUGAUUAUUACGGAGCUCAGGAAACAGUUAAGGUUGGAGGAAAUUGGCAUGUUCCUGGAAAUAUGCCUGAUGGGUAUGGUGUAUCUCACAAUUGGCAUAAGAAGAGUAUAUUUUGGGAGCUACCGUAUUGGAAGGAUCUUCUCUUACGCCACAAUCUGGAUGUCAUGCAUAUCGAGAAGAACUUUUUUGAGAACAUCAUGAAUACAUUACUUAACGUCCCUGUGAAGACAAAAGUUAACAAAAAGUCAAGGAUGGACUUACCUGAUAUUUGCUCAAGAAGUGAGUUACAUAUCAAGAGCAAUGGAAACGUUCCUGUUCCCAUCUUCCGGUUGUCAUCAGCAGCGAAAACAACCUUGUUUGACUGGGUUGCAUCGGAAGUUAAGUUUCCUGAUGGUUAUGUUUCAAAUAUGUCAAGAUGUAUUGAACGAGGUCAAAAGUUCUCCGGAAUGAAAAGUCAUGAUUGUCAUGUGUUUAUGCAACGACUGCUUCCAUUUGCUUUUGCCGAGCUCCUUCCAGCAAAUGUCCACGAAGCACUUGCAGCCAUCGGAGCAUUUUUCAGAGAUCUUAGCACACGUACGUUCAAAGAAGAAGUCAUCGAACAACUUCAUCAGAACAUUCCGAUCAUAUUGUGCAACCUGGAGAAGAUAUUUCCUCCUUCAUUUUUUGACGUCAUGGAGCAUCUAGUUGUCCACCUACCGUAUGAAGCAUUGCUUCGUGGACUUGUUCACAACGGAUGGAUGUAUCCGUAUGAGCGACAGAUGAAACAUUUGAAGGGGAAAGCAAGAAAUCUUGCAAAGGUAGAAGGUUCAAUAGUUGCAGGGAGUUUGACAGCCGAAACAUCUAACUUCACAUCAUACUACUUUGCUCCAACUGUUCGUACGAGAAAAAGAGUUCCUAGAAGAUAUGAUGAUGGUGGAGUACCGACAUCAUAUCCAAUUGAUGGUGUUCCUGACAUUUUCUGCGAAAUUGGACGGUUUGGUGGUAAAACGAAAGAAGUAUGGUGGUCAUGUGAAGAAGAUAAACAUAGUGCCCACACUUAUAUUCUGCUCAACUGCGAGGAUGCAAUGACCCGUUACUUUGAAAGGUAAAUAUUUUUGUGAAUGUUAAUUAUAUGAAUUGAAGUUAAUUAUGUAUGAUUUGAUUAUUUGUUCAAUUUGCAGGAUGUUUGUAUCUCAAGACUCCAAAUCACGUUAAGAUCACUUGGUUUAAAAUGUUUGCGGUAAGAUUUUUAAAUUUAAUUAAAUUUUAACUUUUAAAUAUGUAUAUAUUUUUUUAAAUAUUAUUAUUAAUUGUAAUUUUUUCAAAUUUUUUGUGUUUCAGCAAAAGUGGUAUUGGUCUUUGGGAAUCACCGAGAUGGUGAAGGCGGAAUUCGUUGCAAAAGCAAAGAUCCGCCUCUGCAACACAGUCUCCGAUUGGAAGGACAAGUGGGAGCUCGACGGGUAUGAGGGAAAGCCCACUGAGCUCACGACGGAUGUGUGGGAUGGCCUCAUCGCCUAUUGGAAGCACCCGUCUUCGAUCAAAAAGGCCAGUUCGUGCUCGGCUUCUCGAAGAACGAAGGAUAAAGAUGGUAAUUUGCCCAUGCUUCACAGAACCGGCCAAAAACCACAUGCAGGCAUCCGUCUAGACGUUGUAAGUUUUGUUUUUAAAUAUUUAUUUUAAAAUAUUCAAUUAAUAUAACUUUUAAUAUUUUUUUUUUGUAGUUGAAGAAGACGGGAGUCUUACCAUCUCUGUCUGACCUAUUCAAGAUGACUCACGCCACAUCCGACGGAGUUUUUGUGGAUCCUGCAUCAGAGAAACUCGCUCAAGCAGUGGCUACUCGGAUUGAAGAACGGGAGACGCAACUAACUCAGGAGUCUCCCGAUGGAUUACCCGUCACAUUGUCCACCGAAGAAGCCGACCGAAUCUUCGAAGAGGUAGUACAACUAAAUUUUUUUUUUUCAUUAUUUUUAAUAACUAUAUUAAUAUAUGUUUUAAUUUUAUAGCUGGCUCCUAGAAAGAAGGGCCGAAUAGUCGGUAUAGGCUCUGUUAACCAAGUUGCAAGGGCAACUUCGUCAUACACUUCGAGACGGGAUGAAGAGACUUCUCAGAUGAAAGCUCGAAUGGAUAGCCAGCAGGUUCGUUUAGACUCUCUUGAGGAUUUGCUAGACGUGAUGGCUGUGGGAAACCCGGUUAUGCAGAGAAUGUUGAGUCAGAGACGAGCCGCUCUUGGGUUGCCAGUACGAGAUCCCCAAGAGUCCGAUCCAACCCGUCAACAGCCGAGCAACCCCACCGACUACUUCGAUGAUAUGUAGUUUUUUUAAUAUUUUUGGUUUGUAUUAUGAAUUUAAAUAUUAUGACUUUUAAAUGCUUUUUAAUAUAUGUUUUUUAUUUUCAUAUUUCGUUUUAAAAUUAAAAUUAUUUAAAAUUAAAAUUAUUUAAAAUUCUGAAUUUUAAAUAAAUUCAAAUUUAUAUAUAUAUUUGAGGUUAAAAACAAUAUUCAAAAUAUAAAACGAAACGUCGAUGUAGGCUCGACGUAAACAUUUACAACUGAUUACCGUCGAAAUGAUUUACGAGUCUUUUACAUCGAAGAUUUUACGUGGUCUUUACAUCGAAAUGUUACGUGGAGUUUACAUCGAAACAUUUACGAGGGUGUUACAACGAAAUAAUUUACGUGUGCUUUACAUCGAAUCCAUUACGUGGAGUUUACCACGAAAUUUUACGUGUCAUUUACGACGAAUAUCUGCCCUGCGCUUUACGAGGAAUAUAUUUCGUCGUAAACGUAACAAAUCAUUUACGACGAAUCGUCGGUUACGAUGGGCGUUUUACGACGAAACGUGUUUCGAGGUUCAUUCGUCGUAACACCCCGUUUACGACGAAGUUACAACGUAUAUUGCCCUCGUAAAAAAUAUGUUUUCUUGUAGUGAGCAUACAAGUGGCAAGUUCAAUGCUAACAUAUAUAUUUUAUCACACGAGUUAAUGGGGCAUGUUUUACAGAUGUUUAAGAUACUUGCAAUUAUAUAAAGAUAUUUUAAAAUCCCAAGUGUAUAUAUAUAUAUAUGAGAAUCGAAAUCGAAUCACAUCUCUCACCAGCCAACAAAAUGAAGUUUCCGAUCGGUUACAUAAAUGGAUGACGGCUUGUCAUGAUGUUCUUGUUUUGCAUCAUCCUUUCCAUACUCUGUUUUAUAGCCUUUGUUUUUCCUCAAUCUUACAAUAGAUUCUUUUUUUUUUAACACUGUUAACAAUUACAUCAUCAUAUAAUAUCUAGAUAUAAUUAUCAACUACUUGCAACAUAUGUGAUAUUUUUUUUUGGUCAAUCUUACAAUAAAUUCUUUCAAUUUUUUGGUAUUCUACGAUCUUUGUAGAUAAUUUUUUUUCUUUCGUGAGUAAUAAUAUUAAAUUUUCAAUAUAUAUUUCAAUAAUAUUAUAUGAAAAUAGUUAUUUUGAAAACUUUGGUAAAAUUUUACCUUAGAUUUGAAUUUUUAGAGAAAAUAAUUAUAAUUCACUUUAUUGGAGCCACACAUGACUUACCUGAUGGAAUCAAACACUCAGUUGGCGACUAUUUCAGUUUAAUCAAAGUUUUACGAAAAUAUAUCCACAAAUUUAGGAUGAAGGAAUGAACUAAAUUUCAUGAAUAAAAUUAAUCUGGAAUUUAGCGAGUUAGGCUCAAAAACAAAAUUGUUUUAAACUUGUAAAUAUUUUUUUUUUAAACUGUAUACUUUCUUAUAUGUUAUUUUGAGAUAAAUAGGAAAAACAUUAUUCAAUUGAUAUUAGUUUAGCUAAGUUUAUCUGUGUUAAUUAAUCAUCAUAAUGUUAGUUCAAAUUCAUGAAUUGAUUAUUAGUGUAAUAUUUAUAUACUAUCUGAGAUAGUAUUUUUAAAAAUAUUAUUUUCUAAAUUACUUUUAAAGAAAAAAAACUUUUAAGCCACACACACACACACACAUAUAUAUAUAUCUUCAAAUUUUAUUUAGGGAUGCUUUGUUUUUGUAUUUAUGUAAAAUAUUCCCAAAUAUUAUUAAGUAAAAAGAUAAAUUAAAACUUUGUAAUGGCAUUAUACAUAAUAAUUUCAUAUGUUCUUGUGAUUGAUCACUCUUAUGAAUUAAGUAGGAGCGAUACAGAUAAAAAUGAAUUCUUUAAUAAUAUUGCGUUAUAUAUUAUUUUAAGAGAAAAAAGUGAUAUCAGUCUCCCUAAUUUUAUUUUAGAUUAAUUAGUCAUCAUAAUUUUAUUCCAAUUCAUGAAUCGGUUAUCUGUUCUAUUAAAAUAGAAGUUACAAGUUCUAUUUAUGUGUAAUAUUUUUAAAAAUUGAUCACCCUAGAAAUUCAUGUUUCAUUUAUUUCUUAAUAAAAUUUUGGCAUCGUUAUUAAAUUACUUCAUAUAUUAUUGACUAUAAUAACUACUUUUCUAUAAGAUCGGAAGGAAGCAAUUAAUUUGUACAUUUAAGAAUCAUGAUCCAUGCAUUUUAAUUAUCUGAAAACACAUGUAAACGAAACAUAUAAUGUAUUAGUUAAUCUGUGACAAAAUAAUAAAGACAUAAAAAAAUAUCAUUCAUAAUCUAAAAAUUGAUUCUCUAUCAAAUGCAAUGCAUAUGAGAGUCCUAAGAUGAUUAAUUAUAUUCCUAAAAACUAUAAUAUAAUUGAUAAUUUUUUAUUAUAUAUAACUUAAGUUGAAAAUAAUUACAUGUAAAUUUUAAUUUUCAUAAUAAGAUGUUAAAUAUAAAAUAAUUUCAAAUUUGUAUAAGAAAGUAUAUAUUAGUUCGUGUAAUAAUUAAAUAUAAAUCCCAUAAAAUAAAUCUAUAAUAAGAAGCAACAAACAUAUAUAUGGUGGAUUUAAAAAUUAAUUGAUUAGACAAAAAUGUAAACAAUAGAAUUAUCGUGUUUGCAAAAUUAAUAUAUACAUAAAAGUGAAGAAACGCCCGCACAACCGUGUGGGUCAGUGUCUAAUUUACUUUAAAGUUAGUAAUGACAUAAAAAUAUGAUCAGAUCCGAUGAUCAAAUAGUCAGUAUAUGAUCCAUAAUCAACUUUGUUAUUCUUUUUAUUAAUCUAGUCAUUUGAUAAAAUAGGUAUAUAAUAAAUUAUUUUAGUUGUUUUCUUUUAACAUUUAUUAUACUAUCUGAGAAAAUUUUUUCUAAAAAACGAAUUAUCUAAAAUGAAUGUUUACAUGAUUUUUUAUGAAAGAUUUUUUUUGAAAUCAAAUAUAUAUAUAUAUGCACCUCUUCAUAAUUUUUGGAAAACUAAAAUUAAAAAUUUAUUCAAAACCAUUAUGUAAAAAGAAAUAUUAAAAUAGAAAAAAUGACUAUUUAUGCGUAAUAUGUUUAUUUAAUUAAAUAUAUCACUAUUAGAAUUAAUGUUAGAUUAGUACAUCAAAAUUGUUUUUUAAAAUAUUUCUCUCUCCAUUUCAAUAUAAGUGUCGUUUAAGGUUUUUGCACAAGAAUUAAGAAAAUUGUUAAAUUUUCAGUUUUAUCCUUAUUUAAUAUAAUUUUUCGCUUGGUUUACUUGAUUAAUUAAUUAAAAAUGAGGGAAAUUUUGGAAAACUUGUUUAAAAUAUGCUUUGGAAAUGAAAAACGACUCUUAUAAUGAAAUAAAAAAUUUAAAAGUUAAAACAACACUUAAUAUGAAACAGAAAAGUAUUAUAGAGAUUAGAGAUAGCGACUAGUGUGGCAUGGAAUGUAUGCUAGCAUAUAAUAUUUUUUUUUUUGCUAAAACGUUAGCAUAUAAUAGUUUCUCGGAAAUUGCAAAAAAACUACUUUUAUUCGAUUAUUUGUCAUUACGAAUGCCGAACAAGAACAUCCAACUAAUUUUUUAAGCAAACAUCAAUAAAAUAUCAGUGGAACUACCCAAAAAUAAGGUAGGGUCCUAACAAGAUUCCUCAUAAUUGGAUGAUGAUUAUUCAGUAAAACAUAAUUAAUAUAUACUGUAUAGGCUGUAUGGAGUAUAUGUUAGUGAAAUGUACUUUUCAAUGUAACCAGAAACCAUUCAGAGAAUCACCAAAUUUUAUUUUAUUUUAAGUUCAAAUUCUAAUUUACAGUAAAAUGUAUUUAAAUCCUGUUUCAUUUUAACUCAAUUAUAAAGUAAAAACUAGGUUUACCUUAAAAAUAAAAUAAUCAAAUUAUUUUCAGUUUUUAACUUCAUUUUUAUUCCAAAAUAGAAUACAUUUACUGUAAAACUUCAUUUUACUUUGGAAUUAUCAAAUUUCAAGUAAAAAUAAAAUAAGAUAUUAGAGAUGCUUUUGGUAUUGAAAUGAAAACUUAUAUUGCUACAGAAAAUGUUAACAUAUCAUAUCUGGUAUCUAAUGUUUUUUUAAUCAGAUCUGGACACUGGAUCGGAUAUUUUUGGAUCACUAGGUCACUAGAUCGACUGUAGUUGAACUGCGGAUCAUCUAUUUAAUUAUUUUUAUAAUAUAGUUGUAUAUUAAUAUAAUACUACUAAUCACUGUAAGAUAUUAAAUAAUUUCAAAAUUUCAAGUAUAUUUUUAAAAAUAUAAUUCAAUAUUUGAAAAUUUUAUUUUAAUUUCAGUUAGUACUUAUCAUGCAAAAAAAUCAUUUGAUUAAUUUAUUAUGACUUUGCAAAAUAUUAAGAUAACAAAUAAUUAAAUAACAAUUUUUAUAGAGUUAACUUUUAAAUUCACAAGAAACAAAGACUAUAAACAUAAUAAAUUAUAAUAAUGAAAAUAAACUAAUACUAAAUCAUUUUAACAAAUUUUGCUUUUCUCCAUCACCAUUCUUUUCAUUUUCUUCAAACGACACACUAAAAGUUUAAUAAAAAUAGAAAAAGUACAAAUAAAAAAUUUCAUUUAAUGUACUAUUAAAAAAAUAUAUCAGAUGUUAAAAAAAUGGUAUUAGGUUUUUAUGGGUUUAUAUCGGAUGAAUCGAGUCGUGAGUUAUUGGUAAGUUUUUGGGUUCUUAUCAAAUUAUUAAGUUAAAUAUUUUUAAUAAUUCCGAACCGAAUUAUAUAUGGAUCAGUGGAUUUAUCGAUUCUUUCGUGGAUCCGGGUCGGUAUGAAAUCAUUGCUUGCAUCAAUGAUGACUAGUGAAACAAAAAUAUGAACUCAUAUUUGCAUUAACUUCAUUGAUAAAUCAACUCUGAUGACAAAAAAUCAACUCGUUUAUCUUUUUCCAUUAGGAAUAAAACUACCAAUGUUGUUCAUGUCGAUUCUCAUAGGGCUUCCAGGACAGACCAUUAUACUUUUAACCAAUGCUGUUACUGGUGACUUUCCUCUUAGGUUGCUGUGCUUUCUGGAGUCAGAGACAACUACAUUCUCCAUUUUUUUCUUCACUAAAUUACCUAACAUUGAUGUCAUCCAUCCAUUGCAUCAUUAUCAACUACAUCCAACUUGCCUUCGAGUGGAACUCCAUUUGAUGGCUCGAUGCUUCCUAAAAAACCGACGACUGAGUCAAUUCGCAUAUCAAAUGAACCUUAUCUUCAUCCAAAAAAUUAAGCAACUCAGAAAGAGAAAGAGAAAGAGAAAGCUAUCAAAAGUCUUCUGAUUGAUAUGAUCGUAUUAAAACCUAGUAAUAAGCCUGAUGUAAAUUUUUGUUCAAGAUAGAAAGAGAUAGAAAGCUUAGGUAAAUGGUGUGAUGUAGCGGAAGCUAGAUAAAUAGGAGGAUUUUCAUUAGACUUCGAAUACCUAAAAUCAAUGUCUUCUUUAAUUCUUUGAGAUCUUUAUUGAUUUAUAGAAAACAAGAAACAAAAAGAGAAAUCUUAAAUUUAUUAAUCAAAUAAUAAAUAAAAUACAAAGUUAAACCUAAACGACUUUAUAUAAGAAAACCGCAAAAAUCCUUAAACAAUAAAGAUAAUUAUCUAAAUUUAAAAUAAUCAAUAAAAUAAAAGAUAAUAUAUUUGAAUAUUUUCAAAUAUCUAUAUGCGUCAAUAAAUCUUCCUUUUAACCAUCGUAUUUUUGGGAUUGCAGUUAAGUCAUGAAAAUUACUUAUUCAUAAUCCUAAUGCGAAAAACACUCUAAAACAGAAAGGAAAUUAUGAAAAAUAUUCAUAUAACGUAAAGCACCAAAACUUAUAAAUUUAAACACUUAACAAUACUUACACUAACCUAACUAUGGCCACGUAUUGUUACUCUCCUCUUCGACCCAGAGCAUGUCUUCAGACUCCAACUCUGGUUACGUAUUUGACAACUUCUCUGCAUUUACCAGCAACUUGCACAUGUAUUCUGACCAUUUCACCCAAACUUCUUACUUUUCACUCUCUUGCACCUAAAAAGCCACCACAAAAGCCAAGAUUCAACAUAGCCAUAAUCCUUUAGGACAGCUAAACUUUUAACUAUUCUUUUUUUUUCUCUUUGUUUUCCGUUUCCGAUGUCGUUCUUGUGGUCUUCAUUUGACAAUUAUUGAUCUGAACUUUGAAGAGCCAUCAUAAAACUUAUUUCGCCAUGUUUCAUGUGUAUUCUUGUUCUAGAAGAUACCUAAAAUAGAAAAAGAGGACAUUCAGUCUAAAGUUAAAAAAUAAUCAAUAAAAUGAUGACAAAGAGAAUGUGUCCUGAAGAUCGGAAAAUAAAAUAUCUAAACACUAAUAAUUGUGUUUUAUGAUAAUCCUAAACACUAAUAACUAGAUGAUAGCCCGAACGCAUACGCGGGGUGAGUUUAUAAUAAUGUUUGUUCAUUAAAUAGUUUUAACAUUUUGUUAUAUUACAAUCAUUAUCGAUUAUAAAACAACGAAUACAAAUGUUGGUCUAUUAAAUAUAUCAUCGUUGUUGAAGAGUUAACGUAUUACAUUUCAUUUUAAUUGUUUUCAAGACUUAAUAUGCACAAAAGGAAAUUAAGUUUUACGGCUGACACAAAUCACCAAAACCAAAUAGGCAACCCCGAUUGUUUAAUUACGAAAGGAGAUUAGGUUUUCUGCCCUUGAUUUAUUUACUAUUGACUCUCCAUAAGUGAUUUCAUUUUAUACCUCUAAAAAAUUUGUGAUUUCGUUCUUGUCUUUGUUUCAUUGAUAUGAGUUUAGUUUCUUUUUUAACUUUCUCUAUGAAUUCGGUGAAUUACAUAAGUGUCAAUUUAAAAAGAUGGACAUAUGUAAAUAUUAGUUUCACUCCAGAUACAUAUCUAAGAAUCAAAAUUUUGAAGAAAAUCAUCAGCAAACUAUAUUAACAUGUUAGUGUUCAAAUCUAAUAUAUCAAGCUGUUAUAGAAUAUAAGCGAUGACUAAUAUAAAUGUAUGUCUAGUAUAUAUUCACCAUUUUGGUUUAAAAUCAUCUAAUUCUAGAACAACAAAACAAAUUACUUGUUGUAUUAGCCUACACUUUUGAGGUUUAGUUACUUAAGAUAAUAAAGAUACAAAUAUAUAUAAUACUUGACCAUUCUAGUAUAUGUAAACUACGUAUAUGUAAACUAUGUAUAAACUAAGAACUGUUUGAUUUAUUAAAUGAUAAACUAAAAAACUUAUAAUAAAUAGUUAAAAUCUCUCAUUCUUACAAUGUUAACAGCUAGAUAGGAUAUUACGGAGAAAUAAUAUUAAACAAAUGAUCAGAUCUCUCAUUCUUAGAACAAACUCAAAAGGAAGUGAUUGAAAUCUUGUCAUGAUAUUUCCUUAAAAAAAAUUUAUGAAUAAAAAUAAAAAAUAAAUUAUUUAAUCUGAAUAAAAUAUUAUAUAUAGUGCUUUCAAUAUUAAA